This is a messenger RNA of Symbiodinium pilosum, 2396 nucleotides long. NCBI's taxonomy places the organism in Eukaryota, Dinophyceae, Suessiales, Symbiodiniaceae. The record is from the annotation of a GenBank genome assembly.
GUCAUCUGGGAGCACAGCAAUGGUCGGAAAUCAAGGACUGGCUUCAGGCAGAGGCGCAGUCAGUGUGUGAUGUCCUCUUGCUCCAAGAAACUCACUGGUCCUCUACGGCGCAAUUUCAAGUUAGCGGGUGGACCUGUAUCUCAUCAGCCUCCUGGAAGCCCCAAGCGCCAGAACCAAAAGCCAAGACCUGGGGCAGGCGAAAGCAGUCACAAGCUCCUGAGACCGUAACGCCAUGUGAGGCCACGGCGGCUCCUUCCAAGGCCGACGGAGUCGUGGUCCUUCUGUCUCCUCGCAUCGACACAGGACAGGUCCGCUGGCGCGAGCAUAGGGACCGUAGCUCCCUUCUAGCGGCCCUGAGUAAGGCAGUGCGGCAGGUUCCUUCUCGCAUGUCGCUGGUUGUGGCUGGGGACCUGAAUGCAACCCUUUCCCCCUAUCCUCGGUUAGUAGGCCCGCGUGCUUGCGGCGCAACCCAAAGACCAGACAGCGAGGGCUUGCAAGAGUUGGUAGAGACGCAUAAGCUUGUGGCCUUGAACACAUGGCAUGCAGCAGUACCGCACACGUACACGCAGCAGGGCUCCCUCUCCCAAAUUGACUUUAUUUUCACCAAGGAGACUCAGGCGGGAGGACAAGCCAAAAGAGCUGCGCCGCUUCAUGACUGGCACUUAGGCAGCUGGAAGGUCGGAGGCCACUCCCCGGUCCUCGCAACUGUCAAGCCCUUAGGUCAUUGGCAGCUACCGUCGAGAAAGGACACGUCGACAUGCGACGUCAAACAGCUACAGUCUGCAGUGCGUGAAGACUCGGACCGGGCCAGACAAAUGCGGGACUGGGUUCGUGACCGCAUGCCGGUUCAUCGUCCAGACCAGUGCAACCAAAUUCUUACAGAAGCAGCGGAGCUCUUUUUCCCGAAGAGGUUGAUGGGACCAGCGGAGGAGCUGGCAGUGCUCGGAGACUUUGCAGUUUCCACAUUCGGAGUACAGACAGAACGGGCGGUUCCGAAGGGCUCAGCGCCGGCAGCAGCUUGGAAGCUUUGCGCAGACGAAGUUAGUCCCUCUCUCAGUGCCUUUUUGACCACCGUAGGCGAAGAGCGGCCAGAUGCUAAGGGAGUCGCCGGAGCGGCGAGGGAGCUGUCUCCGGGGCUACAAAGCUACAUGAGGGAGAUCCCGCAGUUCGCGUAUCUUCCUGGAAGGGCCUUGUCGGAUGCGCGUGCGAGACUGGUCACUGAGGUUGAGACUACAACGGGCAUCAAGCAGGGCUGCAAGCUGGCCCCGAGCCUCUUCAGCCUCCUAACUGGCAAGUUAAUCAAGGAGCCUAUAGAGUUCUUUGGGGAGGAUAGAGUCUGUGCCUUUCUGACAGGUUAUGCGGACGACCUCACCGUGCACAGAACCAUACGCUCUAUAGCGGACUUAGAGGCCUGUCAUGCGCUUAUAAGAGCCGUUUUGGAAAGCCUCAAAGACCAUAAGCUAGUUUGUAACCAGAGCAAAUGCUACAUCCUAGCCAAGUUCGCGCGGCGGCAGGCUGCGUCAGUUACGAAGCAGUAUACAGCCUGGACGCGAAAUGAGGCAGGUGAGCGGAUCAAACUCUGGCGCAUAGGGAAGACCAAGUAUUUUCCUGCCUUCAGAUGGGUCCCGACCAUCAAGUUUCUGGGCAUCAAAGCAAGCUACGGGUCCUUCGAGAUGCAAACGCUUACCUUUCGCAUCAGUGAGGUGGGCCUGACGUUGGAGUCCGCUAAAUCUCUUAAGGCCUGGUACGCCUUCAAAAUCAGAUCCGUUUUAAACAAACCGGCCCACGAGACCCACAUGACAACCGGCGAACUCUAUGAGCUGUACUCCAUAGAGGACCCUGUCGUCAAGCUCGAGAGACUCCAAUCCAACCGCUUUUACCACCUAAACGCACAACAGGUCCUCUCGCCUAGCAUAACAAACACCGGUGAGGCCAUUCAGCAAUCCCAGGAGCAGCUGAGUAAUCUACGCCAGUUUAUGCAUCUACCUGAGACUGAGGCGGCAGAGGGCACACCAGUGGUUGCAUGCCAGCACUGCGACAGGUCUUUUGUCUCGGAGCAGGGGCUGCGGCUUCAUCGGGCCAAACAACAUCCGGACGUUGUGGAGAGGUAUGUUCCUGAGUGGUUUGAUCGGGCAAAGCACUCAGUUAACGGACUCCCCACCUGUCGAGCCUGCGGGACGCAGUUCAAGCAGUGGCCAGGAUUACUUCCUCAUCUUUUGUCAGGAGAGCUGGACGCCACUAAGGACCCGUUGGCUCUAUCUGCCCCUUUGGAGAAUCUCAAGAGGGCUGUGGCCUUGGCUCCUCGCCGUCAGCUCUCCAAAAUAGCCUCGGGCCAGGACGCUAAGGUGUACAACAAGAGCAAGCACUGUUUGCAAUGCCCCAUCAAGUCGUACUAG